This is a messenger RNA of Aureobasidium subglaciale EXF-2481, 1435 nucleotides long. RefSeq lists its product as uncharacterized. The transcript is spliced from 4 exons. Gene Ontology annotation, cellular component: plasma membrane. The coding region runs from base 197 to 1273 and encodes 358 amino acids. NCBI's taxonomy places the organism in Eukaryota, Fungi, Ascomycota, Dothideomycetes, Dothideales, Saccotheciaceae. Gene Ontology annotation, biological process: transmembrane transport. The record is from RefSeq and is a predicted model, not a curated record. Gene Ontology annotation, molecular function: water channel activity.
CUGCGUAGGUGUGGGCGCGUCAUGGAAACUCUGAGCAGCAAACGGUGGAGCGAAGAGAGAUGAUAUGGUAUAAAGGGAAGGACCCAGAAUGACGAGAAUGUUUUACUCGUAUAGUCAUCUGCAUUCUUUGCACAUUCGUCUCCGCACAUCAACCCAUUUCACCGCCCUGACCAGGUAGUUUUGAUCAAGACUCAACAUGCAUCUAUCUUUGCGAGAGAAUGCUACGAAGGCCAAAAACCAUGCAACAGCGGUGCUUGGUGAGACCUUAGGCACUGCUAUGUUCCUAUUCAUCGCAGAGGGCGCUGCAAAGACAGCCAAUCUCGCUAGAACUGCAUCGCAAACCAACACAAGUGCUCCUCUGGACUCUCAAACAAUCAUGAUGAUCUCAACCUCGUUUGGCCUGGCUUUACUGGUCACAGCUUGGAUGUUCUAUCGCAUCACCGGUGGCCUGUUCAAUCCAGCUAUUACUGUAGCACUUUGGUUGACCGGUGUUCUCACCACCGUCCGCGCAAUCGCGCUGUUCGGUGCUCAGCUGCUUGGCGGCAUCAUCGGGGCUGCUUUGGUGCUUGCAUUGACACCUGCAGGAUCGGGUGGUGUGGACGUUGUCAACACGACGGUCUCCGCUCAGAUCUCGUACCAACAGGCAUUCUUCCUGGAGUUUUUAGGCACCAGUUUCUUGGUGUUUAGUGUGUUGAUGUUGGCAGUGGAAAAGCACCGCGCAACUUACCUGGCACCUGUCGGCAUCGGAUUGACUCUGUUUACUCUGCAUAUCUUCUUAGCGGCCUGGACAGGAUGUUCGCUCAACCCAGCACGAUCGCUCGGUCCUGCAGCCGUGGCUGGAAGCUUCCCCCAAUACCACUGGAUCUACUGGGUCGCCCCUCUGUGCGGAGGUGUACUCAGUGUCAUGUACUUCCAACUACUCAAAGCACUCGACUACAACUCGACCGUUCUUGACCAGGAUGCCGACCACGAAGUCGGCGGCUUGCGACCAGUUCACAUGCGUGUCUACAAGUUCUUGGCUGGACACAAAGACUGGGAAAAGGAUGAAUCACACAGGCACAGGCACAAGAAGUUCCUCACCGUCCUGCGUCACAAGAAGGUUGUCAACCAUGAUGGAACGUCGUCCUAUGUCCAAGAGCCGACUAGGAUUAAUGCCAAUGAACGUCACCAGCACGACAACGUUGUCGCCGACGACGACGACGACAUGACCAUCGUCGAGUCACGUUCAAGUAGCCACCAGAUGCGUCAGCAAGCCAACACACAGAUGGUAUAAUAUGGGUAGAUGCGCAGUCGAGAUGAUAAAAUGGUUUCUAGCGACUCCGUUUUCUUCUAGCUUAUGACAAGUUGUCUUCAUGGGAACGACAGGACAAUCUCAAAUACCAGAGAGACAUAUUGAGUAAAAUUAACAAUCUCUUCACAUACGGCCACAGUCAGC